Harpegnathos saltator (Jerdon's jumping ant) is the source of this 2974-nucleotide messenger RNA. RefSeq names its product thyrotropin-releasing hormone-degrading ectoenzyme. The coding region runs from base 192 to 2903 and encodes 903 amino acids. The transcript is spliced from 13 exons. Gene Ontology annotation, cellular component: cytoplasm; membrane. Gene Ontology annotation, biological process: proteolysis; peptide catabolic process. Gene Ontology annotation, molecular function: zinc ion binding; peptide binding; metalloaminopeptidase activity. NCBI's taxonomy places the organism in Eukaryota, Metazoa, Arthropoda, Insecta, Hymenoptera, Formicidae. The record is from RefSeq and is a predicted model, not a curated record.
CUGCCGAAUAAGAAAGGUAUAGCAAUCGAGAAUAAAUAGAUAUAUUCUUCCGUUGUUAUAGUAAGUGGAUUGCAAUGUCGAAAGUUUUUGUUCUGCGUACAGUAAUAGGCGACGAAUACUAAAGGCUGAAAUAACAAAUACGGAACAUAUGUCCAUUUAGGAGUACAUAUAUAUCUUUGCGAAACAAUAAUAUGGAAUCUCUAAUAUUAUUAUUAAUUUACAUUUCGAUGAGCGCUGCGUUACAACCGUAUUUUGUUACCGAUCAUGAUCAAUAUUUGAAUACGGACAGUGAAAAUUGCUGGGUUGUUUCACUUGAUGAUCGUUUACUGAUUAAUAAAGUACAGCCAAUUAAAUAUACCAUAAGUUUCGCAGUAUAUCCAAAUAAUGAUCUAUUCUCUGGUAUAUCUGAUAUUAAGAUCAUGGUUGAAAAUCCAACUAGAGAGAUAAGUUUGCACGCUUACGAAUUGCGUAUCAUGAAUGGUUCGAUAAUUCUAAAGAAUUUUAAUACAUCCUCAUUUGAAUCGUACAUAUUCCUUGGUUACCGUUAUUGCAAACGAUCGCAGAUUUUAGAUUUGCAAUUUGAUAAAACUAUACCUGCUGGAAUUUAUCUCUUAACAAUCCAGUUUGACAUUAUUUUUUCUAUGCAAAAGGUUAUAAAGAAAUACGAAUACAAGAAUGGUGGAACAAAUCUUAACAGAACAGAGUUAUACAUCACGCAACUUAACAAGGCUCGGAGAUUGUUUCCAUGUUGGGAUGAGCCCGGAAUAAAGGCAAUUUUCGAAAUAAGUGCUUCGUAUCCUAAGCAGUACAAACUUUUUUCAAAUAUGCCUAUAAUAGUCGAAGAUAUCUGCGACUCAAUGUCUUGCACAUCAUAUUUUAACGAAACACCUCCGAUAUCUCCUUCCAACGUUCUGUUUGCUCUGCUUGAAAAUAACGUUAAAAAUAGUGAAAUAUUUCCAAACGACUUCAUUUGGCACCUGUCAGAAAAUGAAACGCUACAAGAUAUGAUAAAUACAAUCGCAAUUGUCAAUUGGCAAUUGAUAUAUAUUACGAGCUUUUCCAAUAUAUUCCAGAAGAUAGAUCGCAUAUUAUUCCCAAAUCAUGCAAUAAAAUCAAUAGGAUGUCCAGGCCUUAUGAUAUACAGAGAAGAAGAUGUUCUGUAUAAACGAGAUAUUGAUUUUCCUGGACGCAAACUUUAUAUGAGCGAGAUCAUUUCACACCAAGUGACACGUGAGCUGUUUAUAGGAAUGGUUACAGGAUCUUGGUGGACCGACCUGUGGUUAGGCGAAUCACUUUCGAAGCUUUACAGUCAUUAUAUCUUGGACAAGAUUUCCGGCGAUUCACAAUUGAUGGAACUCUAUGCAAGCCAAAUUCUUCAGCAAACUCCUCACUUUGAAAUUAAUUGUUACAUGAAAUCUCUUUCUGAAUAUAAUAUGUUAGAUGCGGAUAAAAUUGACAUUGAUCUCUGUUCUCGUUGGUACUAUAAUAAAGGAUAUGCUCUUUUAUAUAUGAUAGAGCACAUAGUCACGCGGGAUAAAUUUCAAUAUGCUGUUAGAAAAUAUUUAAAUAAAUUCAUAUUUCGUUCUGCCACUCUUAACGAUUUCUGGUCUACCUUACAACUUGUGUUUGAUAAUGGAACUUAUCAAGAGAUUAGAAUAGAAGAAAUUAUGGAUACGUGGUUAACUAAUAGAUAUUAUCCUAUUGUGCAAAUCUUCCACGAUCAUCACAAGAAUUUAUUGACAUAUAUUAUCACAGGAAGUGACAAUAUGAUGCCAUCCAUUUGGAAAGUACCAAUAACAUACGAAACAUAUUCAAACUCCGCGCGUCAUUCUAACUCCAGUAAUAUUUUGAUAAUUAAUUCUUCAACUGGAAAUAUUGUAGUGGAUAAGAAUAUUACUUUUGCUAUAUUUAAUAUAAAACAUCAUGGAUAUUACCGUGUUAAUUACGAUAAAGGAACUUGGUUGCGAAUCGCAACUUUUUUAAACCGUGGAACACAUGAAAUAUAUGCCCUCAACCGUGCGCAAUUAAUUGAUGACGCGUAUUAUUUUAUGACACAAGGCUAUUUAUUAUCGUCUAUAUUUUGGAAAAUCGUAAAACACCUACAGUUCGACAAAAAUUAUAUAGUCUGGUACCCAAUGUUUAAUAUUCUAUCGAACAUGUGGCCCGUUUUGAAUCAUCCGAACGCAGAGUAUAUGAAGACAAACGUACUUGAAAUGUUGAACGGCAUACUUCAAGAGUUGGAAUUCAAAGAAAAAGAUGAAAAGGACAAUAUGUCUAAAGCAUUGAGACUGUUAGCAGCAAGAUGGGCUUGCAAGUUAGGGCAUAUAAAGUGUCGAAUGGCUGCUACGUCGGAUUUGUUUCUCAGUUUUACCGAUCCUGUUAAAAACAAAUUUCCAGCAUGGUGGAAGGAUUGGAUAUAUUGCGCCGGUAUGAUGUUAGGAAACGAAGAUUUAUCGCAGCGGCUGUUUGAAAAAUAUAAAAAUACUACAGAUGUAAACUAUAUGAAGUAUCUCUGUUGCGCGGAAGAUAUAGAGGUUCUCAUGAAAAAUAUGGCUGAUUUGUUGUCACUCACACCAACGCAAGACAAGCGGCUAAAACUUUAUCGUAUUAUUACAAAGAAACCUCAUGUUGUGAAACACAUUAUGGAGAAUUAUUUGAAAAUAGAUCAUUCUUGGUGGAAUGACACUUCUUUAUACUUAGACUUAUUAGGUGAUAUAAUAAUGAAUAUAUAUUUAGAUGAUGAUUUCGAGAAGAUUAUAAGUUUUGCACAAAAUUUGGCCCACCUGUCAUAUCUAAACAUGAAUAACAUAUCUGUAAUAAAUCAAGCUCAAGAGCAAAGAAUUCGCAGAAUGGAAAAUAUGUUUCAGAUUUCAGUUUCGAUGAAUAACGAAGAAAACGUAUAGUUUCUCAAUAAACAUAUUUACAAGAUGUGAUAGAAUUCAAAUAACCAGUCGAACUAAAGACUAUUGCAACU